CCUCAAAUCGGACGGGCACCAUCUUUCUGGUCGAAACCCUUGAGAAAACCUAAUACCAUGUAAGAGGCCAGGGGACACUACAAAGGAGGUCCUGAAGCUGCCUUCCCCCAGGAUAAGAGAGAGGAGGAGAAGAGGGUUUGGGCUUCCGAUCAGCGAUGGGGGCUUACAAGUAUGUCUCAGAGUUGUGGAGGAAGAAACAGUCUGAUGUGAUGCGAUUUUUGCAAAGAGUGAGGUGCUGGGAAUAUCGUCAACAGCCUUCAAUUGUUCGCCUCACUCGUCCAACCCGUCCUGACAAGGCUCGCCGACUUGGCUUCAAAGCUAAACAGGGAUAUGUUGUUUACCGUGUUCGGGUUAGACGUGGUGGGAGGAAGAGGCCUGUGCCAAAGGGUAUUGUCUAUGGUAAGCCCACAAACCAGGGUAUUACCCAACUUAAGUUCCAGCGGAACAAGAGAUCAGUUGCUGAAGAAAGAGCUGGCCGCAAAUUGGGUGGAUUGAAGGUUCUCAACUCGUACUGGGUGAACCAGGACUCGACAUACAAAUACUAUGAGAUCAUCCUUGUUGAUCCAGCCCACAGUGCCAUCCGCAACGACCCUAGGAUCAAUUGGAUCUGCAAACCAGUUCACAAGCACAGAGAGCUCCGUGGGUUGACAUCUGCUGGAAAGAAAUACAGGGGCCUUCGAGGAAAAGGUCACCUGCACCACAAGGCUCGUCCCUCUCGCAGGGCUACAUGGAAGAGGAACCAAACCUUGUCCCUUCGCCGCUACCGUUAGUACUGGUCAUAUCAAUGUUCAGCUCGGCAGUCUGUGUUUGUCAAGACUUUGUUUUUGUUUUUUUUUUUUGGCACAAUUUUGCGGGAGCUUGAUCAUCCAUCUUUGAAAUUUCUAGCUUUGUAGGACUCGGCGAGGGUUUUUAUAUAUGUUACUCAAUGCACAUUUCCUUUCAAUUUAGCAAACCUUGGGUUGUGGUCUA
Messenger RNA from Nymphaea colorata (pocket water lily), 969 nucleotides. RefSeq names its product 60S ribosomal protein L15-1. Gene Ontology annotation, biological process: cytoplasmic translation. Bases 156 to 770 code for a protein of 204 amino acids. The transcript has 4 exons. Lineage: Eukaryota; Viridiplantae; Streptophyta; Magnoliopsida; Nymphaeales; Nymphaeaceae. Gene Ontology annotation, molecular function: RNA binding; structural constituent of ribosome. The record is from RefSeq and is a predicted model, not a curated record. Gene Ontology annotation, cellular component: cytosolic large ribosomal subunit; ribosome.